Macrosiphum euphorbiae (potato aphid) is the source of this 447-nucleotide messenger RNA. The record is from the annotation of a GenBank genome assembly. Lineage: Eukaryota; Metazoa; Arthropoda; Insecta; Hemiptera; Aphididae.
AUGCACUGCGCUGUUGUCGGUUUGCAGAACGAAGGCCACAGCAAUAAAGAAGCUGGCCCCGUGCUCUGGUCGCCUUUUGAAAUAUUGAACGGCAGAAUCGUCGACUCGGAUGUCAAGCCGACUUACCGAAUCAUCGGCACCGACGUCACCAGCUACAAAACCGUAUACAACUAUUCUUGCACUCUGUACGGACUCUACGUUGAAGGCAAAGGUUCGAAAAAAGAAAAAGCCAAAGAGGACGCGGCUACAGAAAUGAUCCGUCAAAUACUAAAUGAGCAAAAUGCUAAGACGCUGCCAAAUCAAUUCAAGCCGUUCAAUGAACAAGAAAUUAAUGACUUACAAGCUUUGCUCAAAACCAAACAAAAUUAUACAGAAUUUUUAGAAGAAACGACUAAAGAAGACAUUCCAUUGCCAUUAAAAAUCAAAUCCAAUGUGAGGCGUACCUAG